ACAGAGGCUCGGAGGUGGAAAGCAAACAGCCAUAGAUAUCUGAAUGGGAUGGAUUCUAGGGAGGCCCACCUGCCUCUGAAUCCUGCACCGCAAAACUAGUGGAGGCCUGUGGAGAUGAGGCAAGGGCAAGGACUGCUUGGAGUUUCCUUGGGUUCUAUCCCUAUUGCGGACUCGGGAUUGAAAUUAUUCUCCCCACUGCCACCGCUGAGCCAGAGUCCAAAGUCACACGGUGCCCACAGGUGCCUUCAGGAGUCCUGGGGGCAGCUAGCUUCCAUGUACUUCAACACGCGGAAACUGUACAGCUAGCUGCGCUUCAGCGAGGACUGCCUGUAUCUGAACGUGUACGCGCCAGUGCGCGCGCCCGGGGAUCCUCUGCUGCCGGUGAUGGUCUGGUUCCCGGGAGGCGCCUUCCUCGUGGGCUCCGCCUCCACUUACGAAGGCUCCGAGUUCGCCGCGCGUGAAAAAGUGGUGCUGGUGUUUCUGCAGUACCGGCUCGGCAUCCUGGGCUUCCUGAGCACUGGCGACAGUCAGGCCCAGGGGAACUGGGCGCUGCUGGACCAACUGGCAGCUCUGCGCUGGGUGCAGGAAAACAUUAAAGCCUUUGGAGGAGAUCCGAAGAGCGUGACCCUGUUUGGCCAGUCUGCGGGGGCCAUAUGCAUCUCAGGACUGAUGAUAUCACCCCUAGCCCAGGGUCUCUUCCAUAGGGCUAUUUCCCAGAGUGGCACUGCAUUCUUUAAAAGUUUCAUCACUCGUGACCCACUGAAGGUGGCAAAGAAGGUUGCUUCCCUGGCUGGCUGCAGCCACAUGGACACAAGGAUCAUGGUAAACUGUCUGAGAGGUCUUUCAGGGGCUCAGGUGAUGCGUGUGUCUAGGAAAAUGAAAUUUUUUCACUUCAACUUCCAGCAAGACCCUCAAGAGAUAAUAUGGUUCCUAAGCCCUGUGGUGGACGGUGUGUUAUUCCCGGAUGAGCCUGUGGUGCUCCUGAUACGGGGGCAGGUUUUGCCUAUGCCCUACCUUCUAGGUGUCAACAGUGAAGAGUUCAGUUGGCUCUUGCCUUAUAUCAUGAAGAUCACACCUUACUCACACUUUAUGAGAAAACAAAACCUCACCAAGCUCCUGUGGACCAUCAGCACCCUGUUGAAUAUCACCAAGGAGCAGAUACCACUUGUGCUCGACAACUACCUGAAAGACAUUCAGAAGUGUGAUUGGAAGAUGGUCUGGAACCGUGUGAUUGAGCUAGUUGGAGAUGCCAUCUUUGUGUAUACCACAUUGCAAGCUGCUCACUACCACCGGGAUGCUGGCUUCCAAGUCUACCUGUACGAGUUUCAGCAUCACGCUUCCUCAGGCAUAAUUAUGAAACCUCAGAACAGUGGGGCAGACCACGGAGAUGAGAUUGGCUUCAUCUUGGGGAAACCGUUCUCCAAAGGCCCAUCCACAGUUAAGGAGAAGACACUCAGCCUCCAGAUGAUGAAAUACUGGGCCAACUUUGCCCGCACAGGGAACCCCAAUGGUGGAGAGUUGCCCUACUGGCCACGCUUUGACAAAGAUGAAAAGUAUCUACAGCUGGAUUUUAUCAUAAGAGUGGGUAUAAAGCUCAAGGAGAAGAAGAUGGCCUUCUGGAGGAGUCUCAACCAGCCUCAGAUACCCAAAAAGCAGAAAUAGUUCUGAUCUGGAGAAUGGCAAAAUGGGAGGGUCUGUCCACCAACCAGACCUGGGAGAAGCUGGCCAUGGCUACAUCUGGGAUAGAGAGUCCUCCUUGCCCAGUCUAGGAUCUAAAGAAGCUCCUGACUGUGUCCUGGCCACAACCAGAGCCUUCUUUGCCUGUGGCUGGGGGCUCUGCACCAUCUUGUCCGGCCUCAUUUCCAUGACACCCCUAUAUUUCAUGAUCUACAUCAGGUUAGGCCAAGCUUGUUAGUUACUACACUGUACUCAAAACCUCCAGGAUAACCUUCUCUCCCUUCUCCAAGUCCUCCUACCCUUUAAGAUUUACUUACAGCCCCUUCUUAUGGGAAGUCCACAGAGACUACUACUGGUUGGCCACUGUUGCCAGCUACCUGUUCAACCUCAUGCCUAUUCCGGCAGGUUAUGUGUGACACAGAAUAAGUAUUUGGCACCUUGGGAUCUUCUCUCCAGAGUCCCUCAAAGCCUACAUACAUAGUGGUACAUAAAGGUCUCAAUAAAGGCAUGUUGCUUUGAACCAUAGUUUCUCCAUCUGUAAAAUUGGUGGCUAGAGGACGAUGUCUCAAUUUGAGCCCUAGAAGGAACUGAACAUUUCUACCUGACCUUUACUGAGCUAUGCUUGGGAAGCCACACUCAGUCAAGGGAAGCUGGCUUCAGCAAUACUAUCUGGACUGCAAAACACUUGACCUCUUUCUUCAGUGUCUCAAACACACCCACCCCAGGACAUCAAGACAGCCACAUCCCAUGCUCACUAUCCAUUAAUAUAGACCUCAGUGUGCACGCCUCACCCUCUGGCCUCUCUUGCAGUCCAACCUGGGAAUGUCCUCACUUGGCCCACAGUGUAUAUGUGUGUGUUUCUCUGAAACGGGGACCUUGCUAUAUUGCCCAGAAUAGACUAGAACUUCUAUGCUCAAGCAAACCUCCUGCCUCCACCUCCUGAGUAUCUGGGACUAUGAGUUCACAGCACCAUGCCCAGAUUUUUGUGGAUUUUUCUUGAUGGCAAAAUCUAUGUGACUUAAACCAGGGAUGUUUGUGCAUGCCUGUAAUCCCAGUACUCAGGGCAAAAGGAUUGCAACUUUCAGUCUCACCUGGGACUUAGAAAGACCCUGUCUCAAGAAAUAAGAAGGGAUGAAUAUGUAGUCCAAUGCAAGGACUCUGGGGUUCAAUCCUCAGUAACAUCAACAUUUAUUUAUUUAUUCAAUAAUACCAGGGAUUGACUCCAGUGGUGCAAACCUAUGACACACAUGCUGCAGCCAGCUAUUUGUUAUCACUGAAAGCACUAAAAGUUCACCAUCACUGUCCCAGUCCCAUUUUAAUCAUGUUUUAAAUGUUCAGCUCAAUGGUAUUGCAUAUAUCUGUAAUGCUGUGUAGCCAUCCCCAUUAUCAUCUCCAGAACUUUUUCAUCAUCCUCAAACUAAAACUCUUUAUCCUUCUUCAAACUGAAUUUAGGAAAAGAACAAUAUUCUACUUUCUGUCUCUAUGAAUUUGACUCUUCCAGGUACCUAAUAGAAGUGGCACUGAGCUAGGCAUGGUGGUGUACACCUAUAAUCCCCAUACUUUGGGAGGCUAAAGCAGGAGCAAAUUCAAACCCAGCAAAGGCAGCUUAGUGAAACCCUGUCUCCAAAUUUUAAAAAGAUGCCUUGGUUACUUUCCUCAUCAUACACAAUACCAACACCCACAACUUACAGGAGGAGAGAUUUAUUUUGGCUCACAUUUCAGAUCAUGGUUGACUCAUUCCAAAGAGGAAACAGCAUGGCAGAGGGACAUGGCUAAGGAAAAGCUGCUCACUUCAUGAUGGACAGGAAGCAGAGUCAAGGGAGGAGGCAGACAGAGAGAUAGAUCCUUCCAGGCCAUGCCCACAGUGACCUGCCUCCACCUAAAAGCAAGUCAGCUAAAGUGCCCCAUAAUCCAAUCACCUUCUAAACACAUGAGGCUUUGGGGGGCAUCUUAGGUCUAGAAUAUAAAAGGAUCCCAAAAGUGGAAUCACACACUUUUCCUUUUGUGUCUAGUUUAUUUCAAUUCAACAUAAUUUCUUCAAGAUUCACCCAUGUUGUUGAAUAUAACAGAAUCUCAUUUCUUCUUGAAGACUUCUUAAAGAACAUUUCACAUAAAAUGUAUAUAGCAUUUUAAAGUCCACUUGCUAACUGAUGGACAUUGUGGUUGUUUCUACCUCUUGGUUGUGAACAAUGUAGGUGGAAAUAUUGUGUAAUAUCCUACCAGUUUUAAAUCCUGAACUACAAGAACAUUUCUUGAGACAGGGUCUCAGUUUGUAGUUCAGGCUGGCCUUGAACUUACUAUACAGCCCAGCCUGGUCCCCAAAUUCAUGGUAACCAGCCUUCCAAGUUUUUACCUCAGCCUUCCAAGACCUACACUGCCACACCUGAUGUGAGCUUAAUUUUGAUUCAGCCCUUUACUCCUAUAGGUCCCAGAGCCUCUGGGGGCAAUCAGAAACUUCAAAGAUCUGUGAGAUGAUAUCCAAAACUUCGUACUCUAGCACCAAAA
This is a messenger RNA of Cavia porcellus (domestic guinea pig), 4182 nucleotides long. It is a transcript of the gene Ces4a, whose product is annotated as carboxylesterase 4A. Lineage: Eukaryota; Metazoa; Chordata; Mammalia; Rodentia; Caviidae. Bases 385 to 1662 code for a protein of 425 amino acids. The transcript is spliced from 12 exons. The record is from RefSeq and is a predicted model, not a curated record.